Molecule: messenger RNA, 2389 nt
Organism: Catharus ustulatus (Swainson's thrush)
Lineage: Eukaryota; Metazoa; Chordata; Aves; Passeriformes; Turdidae
Exons: 12
Coding region: 400-1989 (529 amino acids)
Molecular function (GO): protein binding
Source: RefSeq, a predicted model, not a curated record
AAUGUUCCCCCUAAAUGGGACACCAGACUGCAGUGGAUUCCGAACAAGAGAAGUUAUGACUUGUACGAAGUGGUGCAGCUCAACUGUACUGGAGAGUUGUUGCCGUCUGUACCACAGAUUCAGUGCAUUUCCAGAGGGGGACGGACCCAGUGGAAUGACACUGCCACCUGCAAAGAGAGAUGCCAGCAGCCCCAGUGGGACUCACAGCUCCAGUUUAGCCCAAACCAGAAUUUUUACAGGGUCGGUGAGGAGGUGACACUGAGCUGCUUUCUCAACGACACUCCUCCCCUUGCUGUGAUCAGAUGUGCAGACAGGACUUCUCCAAACUGGAACAAUGCUUGGGAGGUGUUGGAAAUUGGGAGACCAUGGCGCAAGUUGCCACAGAACCUGACCUGCACCAUGGCAAAAUGCCUAAAACCUCAAUGGGAUGUAGAACUUCAGUUUUCAGAGAGAAAAACUGAAUACCCACAGAAUACAGAACUGACACUGAUGUGUGCUAAUGGUCUGGAGCCCUCCUUCCCCGAGGUCAAAUGUACAAAAGAAUUUCAGAGAGUGAGCUCUGGAAAACCAGUCUAUGUGGAUGCCUGGUGGGGCAGGAAGAGCAGCGGUGCCUGGACACGCAUUGAUGGGGAUGUCCUGUGUGUGGAAGUGUGUCAAAGACCCCCAUGGGACUCCAGAUUCCGACUGGAACCAGACCAGGAGAACUAUGAGAAGAAUGAGAACGUGAAGUUGAGCUGCCCUGAAGGUUUCCAGCCAACCUACACUGAAAUCAGAUGUCAGAGUGGACUCCAGCGCUAUGAUGAUGAUGUGACACCAUAUUCUGUGUACCAACCAUUUUGGCAUGGAAGAGACUCCAGAGGUUCCUGGGUCCCCAUUCAGUCCAGUGUGGAGUGCAUUGAAGGGUGUCAAAGGCCCCCAUGGGACUCCAGAUUCCGACUGGAACCAGACCAGGAGAACUAUGAGAAGAAUGAGAAAGUGAAGCUGAGCUGCCCUGAAGGUUUCCAGCCAACCUACACUGAAAUCAAAUGUCAGAGUGGACUCCAGCGCUAUGAUGAUGAUGAUGAUGUUACACCAUAUUCUGUGUACCAACCAUUUUGGCAUGGAAGAGACUCCAGAGGUUCCUGGGUCCCCAUUCAGUCCAGUGUGGAGUGCAUUGAAGUCCUCCAGGUUGACCCUCAGAGCUUUGAGAUUUCCAGCACCAGCAUCAAACUGAAGUGGACCUGCGGGUUCCCUGAUGCCUGCCAGGGCAUGAGGGCCAUGUGCCGGCUGGCAGCGCCUUCCUCCCCUCCCUGUCAGGCUGAGGAGGUGAAAGGAGAGCAGAUGUUACACGGCCAGGAGGGAACAGUCACCUGCUCCCCUUUGCAGCCCUUCACUGAGUACAGUGUCACCAUCGACUUGCCCCCCAACACAACCCUUUUCUCAUGGUUGUUCAUGACGGAGCAAACAGUGCCAGACAGACCGGAGAAGCUGUGGCUGGAUCCCGACAGGGGCUCUCUCAGGUGGAACUCGCUGCCUUCCUGCAAGGGGGAGAUCAUCGGAUACCAGCUGAACAUCACGGCCAGGAAUGCAGGGGACAGCAGCGUGCUGGAGACGGAGCGGCUGCGGCUCAAUGGCUCCGUCACUGAGCUGCGGCUGCCGGAGCACAGCCCUGGCAGCAGCUACACCGUGACCAUCCAGGGACUGACGGCUGCUGGAGCCGGGGCUGCCUUGCUGAAGGAGUUCCACAACAGCAGCAGCUCCGUUUCAGGGCAGCCUCUGGGCCCUUGGCCUGAGUCAGCUGUCAUUGUGGUGGUGGUGCUGCUGCUGCUUUUGAUCCUCUUGUCUGCUGGGAUCCUCUGGUUCGUGUUCUGCAGGAAAAAGAAGACCUUGCCCAGCAAAGCUGAGGAGGAUCACUACACAGAGCUCCAGCCUUAUGAGAAUGUACCUGGGGAUAAUUACUGCGUGAUCAAGACUUUUCUUGAGAAAGAUGCAGGAGAACCAAAGCAGUGAGGAAGAAGAGCAGCUGGAGUGGACAUCUGAGGCACAAUGGUGAUGGCACUUCUUGAGGCUUGGUCCUCCACCACCAGAAGCAGUGAAUCAUCUCAUGAGUUAUUGUUUCCCCCCAGAUUUUCUUCUUCAUCAAACUCCAGAAUCCUCUGUCACAGCACAGGAGCAGCUCAAGAACAGAAUGACCUGCUUGUGCCAGCAAGGAUAUGUCCUGGUAGUUCUCCAGUGCUCUGGCAUAGCCAUCUCACCAGCAUCUUGAUGCCUGCAAAUGUCCUCUGAGGAUGGAGCUCACACUCCUCUUUUCACCCUGUGUCCUUGUAUCCAUCUAGACUUUGUCUUCUGCUUGAGUUUGGCCUAGCUGUGCUGCACUGGCCACUGAGCUGCUGUGUCUGAGACAACCAAU